Molecule: messenger RNA, 4753 nt
Organism: Struthio camelus australis
Lineage: Eukaryota; Metazoa; Chordata; Aves; Struthioniformes; Struthionidae
Source: RefSeq, a predicted model, not a curated record
GGCUAUAUUUGUGAUUUAGUGAAAUUGGGUUGUUGGGGCUCAAGUGUCAUUCAGAAAAGCAACACUGGCAGGAAGAAAAAACUGGACAGAAGGCUUCAGAGGCGAAGGAGGUAAAACUCUAUGGUCAGAUUCCUCCUGUAGAGAGGAUGGAUGAAUCUCUCUCCACGCUUGUUAACUGCGAGAAGCUGUCAUUGUCUACAAACUGCAUUGAAAGAAUUGCCAACUUGAACAGCCUGAAAAAUUUGAGGAUUCUGUCUUUGGGAAGAAAUAACAUAAAGAACUUAAAUGGAUUGGAGGCAGUUGCGGAUACUUUAGAGGAGCUGUGGAUCUCAUACAACUUCAUUGAGAAGCUGAGGGGGAUCCGUGUAAUGAAGAAGCUGAAGGUUCUCUAUAUGUCAAAUAAUUUGGUGAAGGACUGGGCAGAGUUUGUGAGACUGUCAGAGUUGCCAUUACUAGAGGAUCUGGUGUUUGUAGGCAAUCCACUACACGAGAAAUACGCCUCUGAUCAGAACAGCUGGAUUGAAGAAGCAACCAAACGGGUGCCCAAGCUGAAAAAAUUAGAUGGUAUCCUAGUUAUUAAACAAGAAGAUGAUGAAGAAGGAGGAAACUGAUAAAGCUUUCUUGUUGGGUAUUUAAUUAUUUAAGUAUCUCCAGAAUAGCACAGUACAUAGAACUUUUAUAUAAAUGUUUGUUUUGAAGAAAAUCUUCGGGCAACUUUUAAAAGACGAGCUUAUCUCCACAGUCUCUCACCCAAAGAAUUGUUUUCCAAAAUCUGGGCACGCCAAUUUGUCAAUCUCAUGUCACCUUCUGAAGAGACCAGUGGAGGUGAGUUCAUCUGCUAUUUAACUAACACGAGAUCUUUACCUAAAAUAAUACAUAGCUAUUUUAAGUCCCUGAUUAAGUAAGUGAUGCUUGUUGUUCUCUUGGGUUACAAUAGAACAAUUUUAGCUUGUUAAGUGCAGCUGGCCAACAUUAUCAUUUGAAACACUGAGGCCAAAAGAUCAGUGUUGUGUUUUAGAGAGACUUUACAGGCUUUGUUCUGUUUAAUUUUGUCAUGGGAAUCCCUUAAUAUUUUCAGUACGUGAGUUUGCCUUUUCUGCUCCUUAACUCUUAUGCCAAAUAGGCCCAGUAGUUGUGGACUUAUGCACAAAAAAAGGUAUCGAUCUGAUGAUCUUAUUUCUGGCCUUAAGCCUUGAAUUGGCUUUCUUGCAUUGAACUCUUAACUUCAUUGCUUAGAAGGCCAUGUAUAACUUCUUACAUAUUUAUUUAUUUUAAAGAAGCAAUGGCAACUUUUUACAUGGUUUCAGGUGAGACUAAAAUAUCUGUUUUUUUUUUUUCUUUGUCUCUUAUAAGACACCAUUUUAGAUUGGAAUAGGUAGACUAUUAGCCUGCAGCUGGUUCCUAGUCUCUUCUUGGCUGAUCGAGGGACACAAUCCUUCUCAGCUCUGGAAUUUUCAUAUAACCAAGUAGACUAAUAAUCAGAAACAAACAAUGAACAAAAGAGCUGGGCUUGAGGAUAUAAAAGUUGGUUGUGAGGAUACUUGCUUUUUUUUUCUAAAGCACAGAUGUAAGCAGUAUGUGAAAGGUUUAUGUAGUUAGUGAGGAAGGUGAGAUGAGAUGGGAAGUAGGCACUGGAAUAUAAAUACUGAAGAAGUGCUAAAUGUGUUAAAUUGCAAGGAAAACAGUUUUGGAAAGCCCCCAUAUGUGACAGGUAACUGUUUUGUAGUGAAAAGCAUCAAGUACUAAUGAAGACAUAUAUCUGAUUGCACUAUUGGGGGCCAGUAAUGACUUUCUUCCUCCUCUCUUUAGAGAAUAGAUAGAGUGAUCUGCAUAGAUUUUUUUUCUGCAGCUUGUUUUCUUUUAAGCUUUUCUUCUUAUUCUUGGUACCAUCUUUGUUUAAAUUAUAAUGGCAACGAGCGUAUUUGCUAGUUCCAGACCUGUUGUAGAAGGGAUGGAGGCAGGAAUUGACUUUUAAUUAUUUUGUUUGUGGAGGUGUAGCAGAGGUCAAGAUUGUGGAAGUCAUUAUCAGAGAAGCGAAAGGUUAAGUUGGCCCAGGCAACAGCAGUAUUCAGCUCUUUCAUUUUUUUUUUUUUUUUUUUUUUUUUUUUUUUUUUGUGAUGGGCAGGAAUAUUAAAGCUCCAGGUCUAGUUUUAAUAGAUGAUAAUUCUAGCUCUGAUUAAUUUCUAAGUGAACAGUAAAAGGUUACAAGCAGAUUAUAGUUCCAUUUCAAUGUAUUUUCUAGUUAUUCUUUUCAUUGUUAGAACACUUCUUAGGCAUGCUAACAGAAAUUGGCGAUUGCAGGUAAACUUAAGACUUAAGUUUGAUUUAGGUCCAUUUUGUGACAUAAUGUCAGAAGAGCAGUGGCAAAAGCUUUAGAUAUUCUGAACAAGCUACUUCCAGACAGCUGUUUAUCCUGACCAGAAAGCUGUCUGUUUCUUAGUUAGUUAGCUCACUGGAUUUAUCUUAAUGGACAAUUUUAUUCAUAUAUAGUUUCUUUUUAGGAUUAUUCUCCUGGCUUUAUCACUAGUAAAGUCCCCAUUGACCAAGAAGCAUGAUGGGAAACAGGGUAAAUAGCUAGUCAACAGCCACGUCACAUUGGCUUCUUUCAAAACUAAUCCAUUCUGUUGACUUGCAGCCAGCCACUUUUGGAAAAGUGGAUGUGCUUCAGAAACGUGAAUAAUGCAAUGCUUAUGACAAAGUCAGCCUCUACUGACACUGUCUUCUGUGUUAGAGCAAUGGGGAAUUGGCUUGUGCUCCUGACUACUGUAAUUAAAGUGUCUUUAACGUGAGCUAGAACUUGAGUGGAACAAAACUUGACCUCUGACUGUUGCCAGCAAAUGGAAAUGCCAAGUUCAUAUAUGCUGUUGGGAGAAGAGGUCAGAAUCGAGUAUUCAGUGCUCUUGUCCUGGAGCAUGACCAUAAGCAAAGUAGCUGUUUUCUCAUAGCAAGAUUUCUACAGUUAUGGUACAUAUAGCUAAGUUAGCUCCUCGAAUGAAAAUAAGACAGGGAAGUGGAUCUGAGCGUGCAGUCCAAUGCCAUGUAUAAUCCUACUGGUGGAGUUUUAAUAUCUAAAUAGGGUCUAAGUACUGUACAUUUAUGAAGGCGGAGUUAGAUACAGCAAGUACUCUGUUUUGGCUAUUUUGUGACAUUCUGAGAACAGAAUAUGAAGCUGGGACUAUGUGGAGAUACUUUGAACAAACCAUGGCUCCACUGUUGAGACACGAAGGAUAACAAAAGUACGGUUCCUGGCUCUUGUACGUGACAAAUGCAGCCUAUACGUAUGGUAAUUAUUCCAAGAACUUUGCCAAUUGUUAAUCUAAAGCUGUGUUCAUUCUGUGGCCCACUGUCAUCAGCUCUUUUCGCAAAUUAACAGCACAAAUUCUCUAGCUCUUCUUCAGAGCUGCCGUAUAAACAAAUUCUCUAGCUCUUCUUCAGAGCUGCCGUAUAAAUACCACAAAAAUUCACAGCUGAAGGAAUGGGGCAGCCAGUUAUAACAGCAAUAAGGUACAGUUUUGCAGUACAGGAUUUCCUGUUCCCUUUUGCCCUUCAUGCAGUGAUAACUUCCAGCAUAUAACUUAAACCCUUCUGAUAAAAACUGUCAGUCUCAACUGAAAGAAUAGGGUAAGAAAAAAAUAAACCAUGGAGUUCAAAUAGCUGUCAGAGGCUCUUCAGCUUAGAGCUGGGUGGAAAUUUCAGCUUAAUUUUGCUUUGCCUGGUGAAUCAUGAGUCCUUUCAUGAACAAAUCAAAACCCCUGAACUUUUUCCUCUUCCAAAAAAAAAAAAUCAGUGAAAUUUUUCAUACAUUUUAAGAUUUGCACUUUAAAAUUAUGCAGUGGAUGUGGUGGAAGAUAUACACAGAUAUGGCAAUAAAGCAGCUAAUGUGCGUAUCGAUGGUGUUACACCAUGUCAUUUGUAAGCUAACAGAUAAGAUUGGAGGCUGACUCAUGGGGCAAAAGAACGGUCUUUCUGUAGUACGCUGCUCGCCGAUAUCUCACCACAGCCAUGGAGAUAGUAAGCACAUAUUAGUCAUGGAUGAAAAGAACACCCAUGUAAAACUUGCAAGCCAUGUGGAAUACUGCUUUUCCCACUAGAAUUAUGGUGGAUUAGCAUCCACUUUAUUUCCUUAGAAGAAUUUUCUAAAAUAAAUUUAGCAAUAGGAAAGAGGUAUUUUACUUGCUUGCUAGCACAUUGACCUGUCUUAAAAGAGCCAGUGCAUGCAGUGAUUAUAUUGAGACCUGCUGGGAAAACGUGAGAAGGGACCUGAGAUGCAGCAGUUCUGUCUGGUCGUGUAUCACUCAGGUCACACGAGAAGUAGCCUCAUCUAGAAGCAUCUUCAAGCAAGAGAGCACUUUUAACAGCUGCUUGGUUAUCUUUUAUAUACAGUGAUUUUUUUUUUUUUUUUUGUAGCAUUACCAAAUUGUUAAAUUUGCUGUGUUUAAAUUUAGCCCUAUGUUUACAAAUGUUAUUCAGUGAAAAGUAUUUUAAAAUAAUACAAUGUUAUUUUACAUAAAAAUUUUUGGCUCUUGUGUAACAAAAUAGUUCAGCUUGUGGACAGCUUUCAGAAAUUAAAUUUUGUUCUCAUUAAACUUUCCUAGCUGCUCAGGGAGCAAUGUAUUCAUAGUACAUAAAUUCUGUUCCUUUUUGCCUCUGUAUUUUAGGAUAGGAAAUAACUUAGGCUUUAAAAAAAUGUUGAUAUAUUGUGAUUGUUGUCAUCUGAUACAUAAAUAUUUUUCAAUAUUUUAAGAAAGACAGA